AUGAAGGCUGAGGCCAAGGAGUACGACUUGGCCGACAAAAAGAAGCUGGCAGACUUCCUGCAAGAUGGGGACAUUCACUUGGGUGGACCGGGCAAGCGGAGGAUCUCCAAGGAUGCUCUGCACGUCAUCGUCAGGAACCUCCAAGGCGACCGAUUGACCGUGGACAUGCUCCAGGGCAUCUUGGAAGAGGUUGUCCCCGAUCGCGACGGCCUGCUGAGCUGCGCGGACUUGGCACGCUGCCUGCGCCGCCCGGGUCCAUCUCCGGAACCUCAAGAGCCCAAGCGCUACGACCUGGCCCAGAAGCAGGGGCUGGCGGACUUCCUAAAAGACGCCGACAUCCGGCUUGUGCGAGCCGACUUCAUCCUGAAGCUGCACCGAGCAGGACAGCGGCUCCCGCGGCGCCAGGAAGCGGAGUCUGCCUAUGUGGACGCCCGCACGGCACUUGUGACGCAUGAGGAGGUCCAAGCCUGGGCCGAUGGCCAGGUGCCUGCAGGCACCAGGAUGGUCUCACUGUCCCACUGCUGGGAGUCGAGGGAACACUGUGACCCAUACGGCUACCAGGUUGAAAAGCUUGCCAAGGCUCUUAGUGGAAAAGAGUGGCUUUUCAUCGACUACGUUUCUCUCUAUCAGUUCCAGAAUCAAGCACGCUCCGAAUUGAGUCUCUGA
This is a messenger RNA of Symbiodinium sp. CCMP2592, 666 nucleotides long. The record is from the annotation of a GenBank genome assembly. NCBI's taxonomy places the organism in Eukaryota, Dinophyceae, Suessiales, Symbiodiniaceae.